CCUCACUCCCACACAUAUAAAAUUUGCUCCACGCACACGCACACAGUCGCCACCCCCCAAUCCGUGAAUUAAACUAGUGCCGCAAAAGCAGAGCGGAGAGGCAGGCCCCCCAAGCCGCCACCACCAGUCCACCGCUUCUUCUCGGUUCUGCUGCUGGCUCUCCCUCCUUUUCCCUCCCUUCGCCAGUUCGCCUCCCGCCGCCGUACAAAAGCUGUGGAUAGGGAGAGGCAGAGAGAGAUAGGGGGGAGCAACUUGGGGAGGCUGGUGGAGAGAUCGAGCGCAAAAAGCGAUUUGGCGCUGUGUUCGUCGGCUGGAAAGUUCUGGGGUUUUUUUUUCUUCGUCUCGGGGUUCGUUGGAGGAUUGCUUGGGGUUGAUUCGCUGGGGGUUUGUGUUGCUGGCUCCUGUGCGUGCGGGUGCGGCGGCCAUGGCGGGGAGGCGGUGGUAGUGGUGGCCGUGUGUUUCUUGAUCCCGUCGUGGGUUGUCGGGGAGAAUUGGUGGUGCUCGGGAGCGGGGUGGGGAGAGAGGGGAUUGGGGAAGGGGAGAGAGAAGAGACAGCCUGAGGUGAUGUAUGGCUCGCCGGUGUCCAAGGAUCUGAACCUGCCGGUGCAGCCGCCGAUGACUUCGUCCGGGCUGCAGCGCUACAGAUCGGCUCCGAGCACGCUGCUCGGCGAGGUCUGCGAGGACUUCCUCCAGCCCGGGCCGCGCGCCGGCAGCCCCGACCCCGGCGCCGACAACGUCUUCUCCAGGUUCCUGGCCGACCACCAGAUCAGGGACAAGCCGCCGGCGCCGGCGCCGCAUGCCCCCGCCGCGGCGCACUUCCCGGACACGGCCGCCAUGGCCUCCCAGCAUCAGAAUCAGCAGCAGCAGCAGCAGCAGCAGAUGAUGUUCCACUCCCAGCAGCAGCAGAUGGCCACCGUGGAGUCCGGGCUCUACCGCACCGUCAGCUCCGGCAUGGAGGCCCCCACAGCCGCCGUCGCCGGCGCCAGCAGCCUGAUCCGGCAGAGCAGCUCCCCCGCCGGAUUCCUCAAUCAUUUGAACAUGGACAACGGGUACGGGGGCAUGCUGCGGGCCGGCGGCAUGGGCGUCGGCUUCAGAAACGGCGCGGCCAGCGCGGCCGCCGCGGCCGACUCCCCCUCCGGCGGCGGCGGCGGGGGCAGGCUCAAGGGCCAGCUCAGCUUCUCGUCGCGGCAGGGCUCCCUGAUGUCGCAGAUCUCGGAGAUGGGCAGCGAGGAGCUCGGCGGGAGCAGCCCCGAGGGCGCCGGCGGCGGCCGCGGCUACAUCCCCGGGUACCCGAUGAGCUCCGGGUGGGAGGACUCGUCGUCGCUCAUGUCGGAGAGCCUGUCCGGGAUGAAGCGCCCGCGGGAUUCGUCGGAGCCCGGCCAGAGCGGCCUGACGCAGCAGUUCAGCCUGCCCAAGACGUCGUCGGAGAUGGCGGCCAUCGAGAAGUUCCUCCAGUUCCAGGACGCCGUGCCCUGCAAGAUCCGCGCCAAGCGCGGGUGCGCCACGCACCCGCGCAGCAUCGCCGAGCGGGUGCGGAGGACAAAGAUCAGCGAGCGAAUCAGGAAGCUCCAGGAGCUCGUGCCCAACAUGGACAAGGAAACACUAGGCGAUAGAUCAGUCUCUGUAUGGUUCACAAAUCCGCCAUGCCAAUUGCCAUGCGAGGAGUCGAGGACCACCCCUCCAGAAUUGACCGGUGUACUUCCCAUUCCCUGCAGCAAACCAACACCUCAGACAUGCUGGAUUUGGCCGUCGACUACAUCAAGGAUCUCCAGAAGCAGGUCAAGGUGCUGAACGAGAGCCGCGCCAGCUGCACCUGCUCGGCGAGCAAGCAGCAGCAUUUUUCCGGCUGAAAGCCCCAGGGAGACAUCAUCGCCGUCGUCAUCAUUUGGAUUUUGGAAUUGUUGAUGGGGGGUUGCACAACGAAACCGGAGCUCUCGUUUCUCUGGACUGCUGGAGUGGAGGCUGCAGAACAGUGUGAGCUUCUGAGCUCCUGGCCGGGGGACUAGCUGGAGCGCAGGAGCAGUGGCAUCAUCAAGUAUUCAAGCGGGUGUGGGAUUGGGGGAGAGGCAUGGGAGGAGGGGUGGGGGAGAAUUGUAUAGUGAUUAGUUUUCGCUGUAACUUAUGCUAUAUACAACCAUCCUGCACGCCCAUGUCCAAUCGCAUUGCAUCUCGCCAUUUCUGUAGAAAGUUACUGCUGUGCUUCUGCAUUUGUGCUGUUAGCUGCAGCUGUAGGAUGGAGUAGCACCAUUUUUAGACCAUUGUCACCCCAACAUCCUCUCGUUCUUGUCAUAAGAGAGAGAGAGAGAAAACUGUCGUCCCCAAUAAUAAGAGAGAAAAACUCUCGUCCCCAAUAAUCCCGCAACCGCGAGAGACUAUGUUA
Messenger RNA from Panicum virgatum (switchgrass), 2380 nucleotides. Its product is annotated as transcription factor bHLH130-like. Gene Ontology annotation, molecular function: DNA-binding transcription factor activity, RNA polymerase II-specific; protein dimerization activity; RNA polymerase II cis-regulatory region sequence-specific DNA binding. The coding region runs from base 565 to 1791 and encodes 408 amino acids. Gene Ontology annotation, biological process: regulation of transcription by RNA polymerase II. Gene Ontology annotation, cellular component: nucleus. NCBI's taxonomy places the organism in Eukaryota, Viridiplantae, Streptophyta, Magnoliopsida, Poales, Poaceae. The transcript is spliced from 6 exons. The record is from RefSeq and is a predicted model, not a curated record.